Fomitopsis serialis is the source of this 2208-nucleotide messenger RNA. RefSeq lists its product as uncharacterized. The record is from RefSeq and is a predicted model, not a curated record. Lineage: Eukaryota; Fungi; Basidiomycota; Agaricomycetes; Polyporales; Fomitopsidaceae. The transcript is spliced from 5 exons. Bases 1 to 2208 code for a protein of 735 amino acids.
AUGCUCCCCGAGUCCCCUGCACGAACUGUUGCAGAUCGUCGUUGCAAGGACAAAGCUGAUCGUGAUCGGGCUCGUCGCCUCGAGGAAGAAGCUGCAGAACAGGAGCGUUCAGCAAUCUGUCAAGCCGCAUGCGAACAGGCCCUUGCAAUACUCGAGGAGGCGAACGUACCUUUUAUUGAACUCCUUCGCCUCGUGUCUGACCCCAGUGGUUAUCGCAGAAAGGAAAGGUACUGGGGUCUAUUCCGGGACCGAGUCGGUGUUGUCGAGGUGCUGGAUAUGUGGGUCUCUUCGCAAAAUAGUGCAACAGGAAGAGAGACCGUUCGCGAGUGGGCCUCUGCAUACAUCGCUCGACUGGUAGCUCGCGAAGGUCAUGCAGUGUGCAAGGACGGCUUCCUGCGUACCGAAAAAAAGGAGAUCAACGAACACUUUGCAUUGGACUUCAGCCUCGAGGCAUUAGCCGGAGAUCUCGAGGAUAUUUGUCCAUUGAUGAUGGAUCUGUUGUCCGCCUUCAGUACAUCCACAAGGCAGAAACAAAAGAGCACCGCGACGAGUCUGCAACGGCACCAAAAUUAUCUCACCACGAGCGCACUCAUCUGUCUCAGUGCACGCAGUCAGAAGAAUAACUACGCGCGCAAUGUCUUUGGGCUGUACGCGUACACUUCGGGGGCGAAAUGCCAGAUGAUCGAGCUGCUGUCACAUCUUGGGUUGUGCAGUAGCUACAAUACCCUCACCGGAAACCUCGGUAGUGGCCAGCAAGAAGAUGGCGGGAAGGACAACUCCAAGAAUACGGUGAAGAAGAAGCGAGUCAAGGGCAUUCUCAAGCGCCUCUCGGAUGCGUGUCGACGCGCUGCACGUGCUAACGCAUCGACACGUCUCGUCGCGUUUGUAUACGACAAUAUCAACAUGGUCUUCCGUGUCGCUGAGCAGACGAUUGGUCGAAAGGACACACAGGAGAACGGCACAUGCGCCACGGCAUUUGAGCUAUACGGUGCGACUGAAGAUGCCAUGCAGUGUGCGGACCUCAUGGCAGGGAUUGUCAAUGCGCCGCCACUCGGUCGUAAUGAUGUGCUCUUCACGCCUCAGGAGAGCCUCGACUUCAAAAGGAUUCUCCAACACAUUGUUCUCCAAAUCAUCGUGACACACGGCGGUGACAAUUUUUCACGCUUCACGAAGGAUGUCGAGGGCUUUGGCCCACUGCUUGAGACGCGCAUCCCUCUUCAUCAGACCCGAAUCUUUCCACUGCCAUCCAUGAAGAUUGACGAAUCAACCAUCGUUGGCAAUGCAGACCUGACGAAGACUAUCCUUGCAGAACUGGGGCAGGACAUGGGGGCAGACGGUUUUGGUGAUGUUGUCCGGGUCAUUGCUGGCGACCAGCUAUCCAUUGCACGUCUUCGUUCACUCGCGAAGAAUCGUGCUGGCCAUGACAACUUCACAAACUCUUACCUCUGGGCUGUCACAAUGCCUGGACUGUUCCACUAUAAGAUGGCAGGCUCACAUGGUGUUAUGGAGCUACACUACGGCAAGACCACGAGUCAUCGUAACCCCGGUUCACUGGCCUUCCACAACACUGUACUCGACCGCAAGCCGAUCACCCUCACAAGCCUCCCACCCUUCCGCGUCUGUCAAGAUCUCAUCUACGUCUCGUUGUAUGCACGGGUCCUCGUAUGCCUAGAGGCAGUCAGCGCAUGCGAGUCUCUCGAUGACUACGCGACGCAUGUGUCAUGGACGCGGCUCCAGGAACACACAGCCGAGAUCGUCGACCACUACACAGACGGCCGUACAGUGGGCCGCCUACGCACGGCUCGUGCGGCCGAAGCACCAAGCGGUCAGCCAAAUAACCACGAGGCUGAACAGCACAUACCGAGGGAAGGUGAUAUGGUGUACGAGAAUGCAUUGCUCUUCAUGCGUGAUUCUCUAGUUCUGCGUGCCUUGACAAAUGCAAUCAAAAUGGGUGUAUCGGGACGCAUAGUGUUAAUACUCAAGGCGUUGGCGUUGAUCUAUCGCGGAUCUGGACGAACAAAGUAUGCUCAGGAGGUAUUAUUCUUGAUACACAACUUAACUCACGUCUGGCCGGAGGGACUACGGAAAAUUGUCUUGAACAACUGGCUCGUGAACCCGACGGGCAAACCAGAUUCGUGGGUCGAAGUCGACCUCUUGCAGGAGCAUAUGAAUUUCUGGAUUAAGGUGAGUUUUACAAAGCUAGUGUAA